UUCUUUGGUGAAGAUCGGUUCGAGUUCAGUUUUCGGUGCAACAAAGUAUCUAGCGGGUGGAAAUGCAUUUUCCGGCAUUCGAUGAGUUCUAUCAGCGGUUUCUGUUUCUUUUGCCGUUCGUUGCAAACUUCAAGACGGAAAUCCACUUUGAUUAUGAUGCGCCUGAAACUUGGCAGCUCACCUACCACAACUGUGGAGGUCCCCAACAAUCCCCCAUUGCGAUUAACUCCCGAAAAGUAAUACCCAUUGAUAUACCCCCUCUUGAAUUCGUUCUCUACGACCAGUCAUUUGUCACCCAAGCGAUAAUCAGAAACAAUGGACACACAGCUGAUUUUCAAGUACCGACAACCAAAUUUUACGGCGUUAAACCAUAUAUUACGGGAGGCCUGAUGCUGGACUGCUACGAGGCCGAGGGUGUCCACUUCCACUGGGGCUCUCCGACUAGCAAGGGGUCCGAGCAUGUCCUGAACGGACGACGCUAUGACUUGGAAAUGCAUAUAGUCCACCGAAAUAACAAGUAUCUGACCCUCGAUGAGGCACAGUUGCACAGCGAUGGUAUCGCAGUUCUGGCCGUGCUUUUCAAAGUUGUGAGGGCACCGCCGAUAUUCUACGAAAAUGGACUCCACGAGGUGUUCAGUUCGCUGCUGCACCUGGGAGCGUACAACAGCAGCUACACUCUGCCGGAAAACCUGACACUGGACUCACUGCUGGGCAACUUGAACCGAGGCAACUUCUACACCUACCGCGGCUCGCUGACCACGCCCCUCUGCUCUCCAGUGGUGCUGUGGCACGUGUUCGAGGAUGUGCUGCCCAUAUCGUUCAACGAGCUGCCCAAGUUUUGGCUACUUAGGGAUAAGAGGAAUAGGCCGCUGGUGAACAAUUUUCGACCUCUGCAGCCGCAGGAGAAUCGGGCGAUCUUCUACCGACGUUCAGCUGUGCACCAGUUGCAGCAAGUACAGUAUCGGCAGCAGCUGCUGGAGCUGCCAGAACUGAUUUGGUUAUAGCCGGACGAAUAAAACUUAACGUCUUUAUUUAUAUAUA
Drosophila bipectinata is the source of this 1041-nucleotide messenger RNA. It is a transcript of the gene CAH8, whose product is annotated as Carbonic anhydrase 8. Gene Ontology annotation, biological process: one-carbon metabolic process. The record is from RefSeq and is a predicted model, not a curated record. Gene Ontology annotation, molecular function: carbonate dehydratase activity; zinc ion binding. Gene Ontology annotation, cellular component: plasma membrane. NCBI's taxonomy places the organism in Eukaryota, Metazoa, Arthropoda, Insecta, Diptera, Drosophilidae.